Messenger RNA from Solea solea (common sole), 5552 nucleotides. RefSeq names its product protocadherin-9. The coding region runs from base 341 to 4051 and encodes 1236 amino acids. Gene Ontology annotation, molecular function: calcium ion binding. The record is from RefSeq and is a predicted model, not a curated record. Gene Ontology annotation, biological process: homophilic cell-cell adhesion. Lineage: Eukaryota; Metazoa; Chordata; Actinopteri; Pleuronectiformes; Soleidae. The transcript is spliced from 5 exons. Gene Ontology annotation, cellular component: plasma membrane.
GGAACUGCGACAUAUGCAGCCUCUAAUUCCCCCCUCCCCAGUUUGCGUGGAGCAGCUGAUUUCACCUGAAACCUGUUUGUGAGUCUGAUCACUCUCAUAUUUUCGACCCAAAGCCGGAUCCGGACUGAGAAGGAUAUCUUUUCCCCGAAUAAUCUCACAGGCUGACUGGAUGAGAAGACUAUGAGCUGACUCAUUCCACUUAUUCUCUUCUUCUUCUCCUGAGCUGGAACAGAUUUGGGUUUUGUCGGUGGAGGAUUCCUGUCACCACAUCCUGUAACAACGGUGGUCGCACAGACAGAAACCCUCGAGCUGUGCAGGCUGGAAGCACAUUCACGCUGUCAUGGAUCUAAAAGACUAUUACCUGUUGGGCACCCUGCUCGCCUGCAUAUGGCUCGAUCCCUCAAUAGCCCAAGAGCUUAUCUACCCCAUCAGAGAGGAGUUGCAGGAGAAUGUCCUCAUUGGAAACAUACCAAAGGACCUAAACAUUUCCCACACAAAUGCUGCCACCGGAACAAGUGCUAAUCUCGUGUACCGGCUCGUCUCCAAAGCGGGAGACAACCCUCUGGUGCGUGUUCUGAGCAGCACCGGUGAGAUAUUCACAACGUCGAACCGAAUCGACAGAGAGAAGUUGUGCCCCGGCCCCUCGUUUGAGGACAGCGAGUGCUCCUUUGAAAUUGAAGUGGUCAUUCUGCCUAAUGAUUACUUCAGGCUGAUUAAGAUCAAAAUAGUUGUCAAAGACACUAACGACAAUGCCCCCAUGUUCCCGUCCCCUGUGAUCAACAUCUCCAUCCCGGAGAACACGCUCAUUAACAGCCGCUUUGCCAUUCCCUCUGCCACCGAUCCAGACACUGGCCCCAACAGUGUCCACAAAUAUGAGCUGAUCAACGGGCAGAGCGCCUUCGGCUUAGACAUAGUGGAAACGCCUGAGGGGGAGAAGUGGCCCCAGCUCAUUGUGCAGCAGAAUCUGGACAGAGAGCAGAAAGACACAUACGUGAUGAAGAUCAAAGUGGAGGAUGGUGGGAAUCCGCAGAAAUCCAGCACUGCUAUUUUACAAGUCACAGUGACGGAUGUGAAUGACAAUAAACCGGUAUUUAAAGAGAAUCAGAUAGAGGUGCACAUAGCAGAGAACUCCCCUAUCGGCACAUCUGUCGUUCAGCUUCUGGCCACAGACGCGGACAUAGGAGCAAAUGCAGAGAUACGUUAUGUGUUCGGGACGCAGGUGUCUCCCGCCACGAAAAGACUCUUUGCAUUAAACACCACAUCUGGCCUAAUUACCGUGCAGAGGCCCCUGGACAGAGAGGAAACGGCUAUCCAUAAGCUCUCUGUUUUAGCCAGCGAUGGCAGCUCCAGUCCUGCCAGAGCUACUCUUACUAUCAAUGUAACUGAUGUCAAUGACAACCCGCCCAAUAUAGACCUGAGGUACAUAAUCAGUCCCAUUAAUGGCACUGUUUUCCUCUCGGAGAAGGAUCCUAUCAACACCAAGAUAGCACUGAUCACAGUGUCAGAUAAAGACACCGACAUCAACGGCAAGGUCAUUUGUUUCAUCGAGAAGGACGUGCCCUUCCAUCUCAAAGCAGUGUACGACAACCAGUAUCUGUUGGAGACAUCUGCACUGCUUGACUAUGAGGGGACAAAGGAAUACAACUUUAAAAUUGUGGCCUCUGACUCUGGCAAACCGAGCUUGAAUCAGACUGCGUUGGUGCGAGUGAGGCUGGAGGAUGAGAAUGACAACCCACCCAUUUUUACACAGCCAGUUAUUGAGCUGGCUGUGAUGGAAAACAACAAGCGUGACUUGUUCCUCACGACGCUCAGCGCCACAGACGAGGACAGUGGGAAGAACGCGGAGAUAGUUUAUCAGCUGGGGCCUAACGCGUCGUUCUUCGAUCUCGACCGCAAGACAGGGGUCCUGACUGCAUCCAGGGUGUUUGACCGCGAGGAUCAGGACAGGUUUCUUUUCACUGUAACAGCGAGAGAUAACGGGACGCCCCCUCUGCAAACUCAGGCGGCUGUUAUUGUGACUGUGCUGGAUGAAAAUGACAACAAUCCCAAGUUCACACAUAACCACUUUCAGUUUUUUGUGUCGGAGAACCUUCCUAAGUACAGCACCGUGGGGGUAAUAACUGUGACAGAUUCCGAUGCAGGGGAAAAUGCCGCUGUUUCACUCUCCAUACUGAAUGACAAUGAGAACUUUAUACUGGAUCCGUACUCUGGGGUGAUAAAAUCUAAUGUGUCAUUUGAUAGGGAGCAACAGAGCUCCUACACUUUCGACGUCAGGGCUGUGGACAGUGGCAGGCCUCCUUGCUCCUCAGCUGCCAAGGUGACCAUCAAUGUCAUCGACGUGAACGACAACCCCCCCAUUGUCAUCUACCCCCCCUCGAACACGUCUUUCAAGCUCGUUCCUCUCUCCUCUAUCCCAGGAUCUGUAGUAGCAGAAGUGUUUGCGGUGGAUGGGGAUACAGGGAUGAACGCAGAGCUCAAGUACACAAUCGUGAGUGGAAACAACAAGGGUUUGUUCAGAAUUGACCCCGUCACUGGCAAUAUUACUCUGGAGGAAAAACCUUUAGUGACUGACAUAGGCUUACACAGAUUAGUGGUCAAUAUCAGUGACCUGGGAUAUCCUAAAUCUCUCCAUACUCUGGUGCUGGUAUUUCUCUAUGUCAAUGACACUGUGGGAAACUCAACUCUCAUUUAUGAUCUCAUCCGACGCACCAUGGAGACCCCGAUUGACCGGAACAUCGGCGAAAGCAGUGAAACUUAUCAAAGUGGGGACUAUUUGACCAUAAUGAUAGCCUUCGUCACUGGCGCAUUUGUGGUGAUUAUUGUCAUCUUCGUGACGGUGCUGCUGCGCUGCCGCCACGCUUCCAGGUUCAAAGCUGCGCAGAGGAAAAAACAGGGAGCGGAGUGGAUGUCCCCCAACACUGAGAACAAGCAGAACAAGAAGAAAAAGCGCAAGAAAAGGAAGUCUCCCAAAAGUUCCCUGCUCAACUUUGUCACCAUUGAGGGAAACAAACCCGACGACCCCGCCCACGAGCCAAUUAACGGAACCAUCAGCUUGCCGACGGAGCUGGAGGAGCAAGGGAUUGGACGAUUUGAUUGGAAUGCCACACCUACCACGACCUUCAAACCCAACAGUCCCGACCUGGCCCGGCACUACAAGUCCGCCUCACCGCAGUCGGCCUUCCACGUCAAAGCCGACACGCCGGUUUCGGUGAAGAAGCAUCACGUGAUUCAGGAGCUCCCUUUGGAUAACACAUUUGUUGGAGGCUGUGACACCCUUUCCAAGCGGUCAUCCACGAGCUCCGACCACUUCAGUGCCUCGGAGUGCAGCUCCCAAGGAGGGUUCAAGACGAAGGCCCCCAUGCUCACCAGACAGCAGGGGACAUUAACUCGUGCCCGAACUGAACUGAACCCUGAGUAUCUGGACCUUCGUCCACGAGCUGAGCUGAACCCCGAAUACUGGACCCCUUGCACCCCUUUAUCGCAGCGGCGCGUCACGUUUCACCUGCCGGACGGCUCUCAGGAGAGCUGCAGUGACAGCGGUCUGGGCGACCACGAGCCUGCAGGCAGUGGCUCCCUGCUCACACAACCUCUCCCUCUGGUGCAGGCGCAGGACGACUUCUACGAGCAGGCCUCCCCUGAUAAGAGGACUGAAGCUGACGGCAACUCCGAUCCCAACUCUGAUGGCCCCCUCGGACCUCGAGGACUGGUGGAAGCCACGGAGAUGUGCACACAGGAGUGCCUCGUCCUGGGACACUCCGACAACUGCUGGAUGCCCCCGACACUGGGAACCUACCAGCAGCCCAAGUCCCACGUGUCCAGCUUCGGCUCUCAGAGGGAGUGGGGUCCCAAGGACAAACUUCUCAAUGGACAUACUCUGACCAGAGGCUGGAAAAAUGAGAGUGGGCGAUCAGAGCAUUUUGGUGACAGGAAGCAGUUUGGGAGUGGGGAGGGACACUUCACUAGCACUGGCAUGGCUGAUAUUCCACUGGUGAGCCUGAAGUCCUGCCAGCCGGCCUCCUGCCCGGACAGCCCCAAGGACCAGCAGCUAUAAGACGGACUUUGACGAUGAGGCUAUAUUCGCCUGAGCACCUCUCUUGUUUUAGCAUCUUCUUUUCCUGUUUCAUCUCUUAAGUUGAAGCUUCUGCAGUGUGAUCGCUACGUGUGUAGGCCACAAAACUCUAGCGCUUUUGCUGUGUUCUCUACAAUUUAACUUGGCUCUACAAGAAACCCAACUUUUUUUCUUUUUUUUUUUUCCACGAACCUUUGUGACUUUCUUCAGUGACACGCUGUCCCAUUCUCUGUCCACUUCAUGUGAUUUGGAUAGAUGGAGAACGGACGGAGUGGAAAAUGGAGAAGAAGAAAAACAAAAUUUCAAGAAAGAAAAAAAAAACUGCCAUGGCUGACCAAUAUAUACAAAUAUUUGUGGUGUGGUUGUUAUCGAGUUGUCUGGGACUAUAUUAAUCAACACAAUCAAAGAAAAUGGAGUUGUUCUAAUGACACCGUUAGUGGACACUUGUUUAUUCUGUCAUUGUCUGUGUGUUUGUAAAUAAGACUUAUUAAUCACUAUCAUGUAUCCGUAAUAACCACAGUGAAUAGGACAGUAAUUGGCUGUUUGUUUUCAUAAUGGCUCAUCAUCGCGAUUUGAGACUAUGACUGGACAAUGGCCUAUAAUGUGGCGUCACGUAAAACACUAAAAUAAGUCUUCACACAUGGGAGCGUAUUGUAUUCACCUGGAAAAAUGAAAAAAAAGCUCCUUUUUUUAAUAAGAUAAUUUCACUCAGUCAUCUUCUCCCGCUUUACCCUCCACAUGAGGGUCGUGGGACAGGUGCAAGAUAAUUUUCCCGCAAAAAAAUCAUCAAAUUUGGCUUUGAUUUCCAGAAUGAACAAGAUUUCAGUUAUUCUUCUUAUUUAAGUGUUUUUUUAAGGAAAAAAUCUCUCCUGCAUUCAGACAAAAAAACAAGCUUAUCUAUUUUUAUAGGUGAAUGCAAUAAUGCUUCCAUAUUUACAAAACAUAGAGUUGAUUUUAAACUGAUUCGCCAUUCCGUACUAUACUAAUUGUUGCACAUAUUCCACUCUUCUUUUCCUCUAAGUACGGCAAAAUCACCCCCCCCCCUUUUUUUUUUUACAAAAAACAAAACUACAUUUUGUAUGAAGGAUGUCAGUGCUCAAUAUGUGCAUUCUAAAAAUGAAAAGCUCACAAAGCUCUCCUCUAUAAACUGAUUUUAAAAAGUGUUCAGUACAAUUAAAUAGCAAUAUAUUUGUAAAUGGCUAAAUGUUUUAUCUAAUGUCGAUCUUAUCAAUGUAUAGAUUUUAUUCAAAAUCGUGAUUUAACCGAGUGCAAUCCCUCAUGGUAUGUAUAUAUUAUUUCCACGUGGAUUAUUCUUCUCCAUCUAUGUAAGGAAACACAGGUUAGGGUGACACUUUAAUCACUGUGCCUUCAUGAGGUUUCGUAAAAAAAAACUGAUUUAUUCUCAUUUGAACAUGCAAAGAAUAUCCUGUGUGGCGGUGGAAUGCCUCAUGCAUUGAAUGUUUGCCAAAAUCCGGAGAGGAAA